AGAGCAAGUCUGGAGUUGGCUCCAACACGCUGGGUGAGAGUGAGGAAGUGUGUAGAAUGUACAGCGUUGAGUGAGGAAUAGUCUAGAAUGUUCUCGUGGCUUCCUUCUUGCUCCUCCUCUUGGUUUGCGUGCGUGUCGGCGUGCUCGCCAGCCCGGCUCAGUGAGAGCGGGCGCCGCCGGCUGCUCUGGCCGGAAAUGAAGCGUCUUUGUCGGCGGCUGGCGGUGGCCGUGGCGGUGCUCGUGUGGCUCGGAGCGCUUGUCUACCUGCUGGUGCUUAGCCGAAGGCGGCUGCCCGAACUUGGCGUGGCAACCGGGGAAGCUGUCGGUGCGCGUCUUGUCGCUGGUCCUGGCCCGGCUGUCGGGUUCGACAAACAGAUAUCCGACGCGGAGUGGGAAGACAUGUUGGACCGCUUUGACGAGCGAAGUUACCUGAGCGCCCGACGCUGGAGGCCUGGCGACGACCCUUACACACUGUAUGCCUUCAACCAGAGGGAGAGUGAACGCAUUCCCAGCAACCGAGCUCUGAGGGACACGAGACACCUCAGGUGCGCCGGCCUCCGCUACAGCGCCGACCUUCCUCCUACUUCCAUCAUUAUCACCUUCCAUAACGAGGCCCGCUCCACCCUGCUUCGCACUGUCAGGAGUGUUUUAAACAGAACUCCUGUUCAUCUCAUCCAUGAGAUCAUCUUGGUGGACGACUUCAGCCCUGACGGAAGUGACUGCCAGCUUCUCACCAAACUGCCCAAAGUCAAAUGUCUGCACAACAGCAAGAGAGAAGGUCUGAUCCGGUCCAGAGUGCGCGGCGCUGAUGCUGCCGGGGGGACCGUCCUCACCUUCCUGGACAGUCACUGUGAGGUCAACAAGGACUGGCUGCCGCCCCUCCUGCAGAGGAUCAAACAGGACCCAACAAGAGUUGUCAGCCCCGUCAUCGACAUCAUCAAUAUGGACACUUUCGCCUACGUGGCCGCCUCCUCUGACCUGCGAGGAGGUUUUGAUUGGAGUCUGCAUUUUAAGUGGGAGGGGCUUUCACCUGAGGAGAGAGCACAUCGGACCGACCCCACCCAGCCAAUCAAGACGCCCAUCAUCGCCGGCGGCCUCUUUGUGAUUGACAGCUCGUGGUUCGAUCACUUGGGCAAGUAUGACACAGCCAUGGACAUCUGGGGCGGAGAGAACUUUGAGAUCUCCUUCCGGGUGUGGCAGUGCGGAGGAAGCUUGGAGAUCAUUCCGUGCAGUCGAGUGGGUCACGUCUUUAGGAAGAAACAUCCGUACGUCUUCCCUGAGGGCAACGCCAACACCUAUAUCAAGAACACACGUCGCACAGCCGAAGUGUGGAUGGACGACUUUCGCCUCUUCUACUACUCGGCUCGGCCUGCUGCGCGAGGAAAAUCAUACGGAGACAGCAUCCGAGGACGCGUGGAGCUGAGACGCAAGCUCAAAUGCAAAUCUUUCAAGUGGUACCUGGACCAUGUCUACCCAGAACUCAAAGUCCCUGACGAUUCUGACUCGCAGUCCGGGCUGAUCCGACAGAGGCACAACUGCUUGGAGUCUCGUAGCGUGGACGGCCAGGAGGUGCCGGUGCUCAUGUUGGCGCCCUGUGUGAAUCCAGACGGGGUCCAUGCCCCUAACCAGGAGUGGAUGUACACACCAGGCCAGCAGAUACGACAACAACACCACUGUGUAUCCGUCACCACCACCUUCCCCGCCUCACAACUGCUGCUGCUGCCCUGCAACAUGGCCGACGGCAAGCAGUUCAUCCAUCCAUCCAUUUUCUACCGCUUGUCCUUUACGGGGUCCAGGGGGGUGCUGGAGCCUAUCUCAGCUGCACACGUGUUGGCCCUGCGAUGAGGUGGCGACUUGUCCAGGGUGUACCCCGCCUCAAACAUUUCAAAAACAAAACAUCACUUUUUACAGCUGAUGCGCCUGAAGUCAGUCAAGGCAAGCCCUGUCCUCUGUGUUAUCCAUUACUAAACUAAUCAUACUGCAUGUCUCCACUAGAGGAAGCCCUGUCUGAAAGCCGUGCUGUGGUAAGCAGCAAAUAUGGCGAUGUCGACAAGUCAAGAUGAUAUUUUAGUGUAUGUGCUGUUGUGGGAAAGACCAUCAUAGUGACAGCAGUGCAUGCUGGGAUGCGAACUGCAGCCAGAAACACUGAAUUCACUCGCUUUCGGAUAUCUCGCCAUCUUAAUAAAACCCAAUGUGGUGAGCGCUGUGUCGAGCACGAGGCCGGAACAAUGUUAUCCACAUCGAAAUACAACACAGCGAUACGCUUCAAAGGCUCUACAACAUUAAAAAACAUGGCCGUCGCGUGUUAACUGAUGAAAAGAUACAUGCUCGCAGAUGUUGUGUCACAUGAUUGAACAUGGCAUGCUCUGAUUCUGUUUGCUUCGUUUAGUUUUAUCUGGACCACCAACAACAAACGCACACACGCACACGCACGCACACACACACACACACACAGCUGGUUAAAAACCACUUUUCAUGUCUGAUCUAAUCUGAUGCCUUGUUUUCCAGCUAUGAACAAUGCUCACAUGCAUACACACAAACACACACACACACACCCACACACACACACACACACACACACACGCACACACACUACACUUCCUAUCUCACUGAGCAUGCCGCCAUCUUGUGGUCACAUAUGCAAAUUUGCAGGAUUUGUGUUUUCAUUUUAUCUUAGUUUUUUUUAAAUUCUAUAUUUAUAUAUAAUUUCGUUUUUAAAAAUUAUAUUUUAAAAAGUUUUAAACUAAAAGUAAAAAUACGUGGUAUUGGGGAAAGCAGUAGCUUUAUAUACAGAUGGCCUAUUUUAUGCUGCCCUUUUUUUUUGCUGCAGCUGUUACAUAUACUGUAAUAUUGUGGUAAUUGGGAUUUGUUAUAUAUUAUAUAAAAAUACAAUAUAGCAGUAUAUAUUAUAUACUGUAUAUAUAAUAUGUAAAUAUGACAUAUAUGUUAUAUUUCGACUAUGGUACAUUAUUUGUCUACUUAAUACCUGCAUUAUCCUUUCCAUCCUUUGAAACUGAGCUACUUAGUGUGUGGAACAAUUUCUCUUGUGGAUCAAUAAAGUUUGUCUAAAUCUAUGUUAAUGUGCAAAAACAAUUGGCAGAUUGUCUACUGUAAAAAGAAAUGUACAAUAUUACUUUAAAAAUCCUAAAUCAAGGUUGGCUUAUUUCAAUUCAAUUUAGUGUGUUUUUAAUAAUCUCAAAAUUAAAAUCAUAAUUUUGUUUGGACACUAUGGCUCGACCCACACAGGAAGUAUGUGUGGCGUGGCGUGUAAUUGUCGGUGUGUCCCUCAGCGUUGGCAAAAGUCUGGCACUCACCUGGAGCACCAGGCGUCUCGUUUCUGCCUGGACUCUGCUAUGGCGCUGGACGGGCUGGACUCGUCCCGCAUGCUGGUCAUCAGCCCGUGUGAGCUGAGCGCCGCCACGCAGAGAUGGGACGUGCCU
Messenger RNA from Nerophis lumbriciformis (worm pipefish), 3440 nucleotides. It is a transcript of the gene galnt14, whose product is annotated as UDP-N-acetyl-alpha-D-galactosamine:polypeptide N-acetylgalactosaminyltransferase 14 (GalNAc-T14). The record is from RefSeq and is a predicted model, not a curated record. Gene Ontology annotation, cellular component: Golgi apparatus. Gene Ontology annotation, biological process: protein O-linked glycosylation. Gene Ontology annotation, molecular function: polypeptide N-acetylgalactosaminyltransferase activity. NCBI's taxonomy places the organism in Eukaryota, Metazoa, Chordata, Actinopteri, Syngnathiformes, Syngnathidae.